AUGUCUGAUAUGGAUCUGGCGGAAAAGGAAGCAGCAACGCAGCAGCAUUCUGUCGCAGAGCAUAUCGACGACACCUCAAGCAAUGGCGCGCCUGUGGACCGUCCCACGACCACCAAGAGGAUGAUGUUCCUGGGCUUCUACGUGGGUAUGGCCGGAUGGAUGUAUAAUUUCGAUCUCGGAUACAGCGGGAUCGUGCUCCAGAUGAUGCCGUUCAAGGAAGCCUUUGGGACGUUUGGACCCGUGAAGAAAGCCAACGGCACGGUGGUCCACGAGUACAGCUUGACGCCGCUGCAACAAUCGCUCGUGUCGGUUGCCAUCAUUUUCAUUGGCGUCGGCGGCGCGCUUGCAGGUCCCAUUGGGAAAUACGGCGGGCGGCGAGGCGCCAUACGAGCAGCGUGUUUCCUGAUCGCCGUUGGUGCCGGCGGCAUGCUUGGGACGGCAGGCAGCUAUCUCAAUUACAUGGUGUGCAAAUGCAUCCAGGGGGUUGGCCUUGGGAUCCUGCUCGCAGCGAGCCCGCUGUGGGGAGCAGAGGUGCUGCUGGCCGAGAAGCGCGGCCUGUUUCUGUCCCUGUUCGGCUGGGGCCUUGCUCUCGGCCAAACCAUGGCCGGCUGCGUCUGUUUGGCGACCUCCAAGUACACGACGUACCUGGCAUGGCAGACCCCGAUCAUCUGCCACAUUCCGCUCGCACUGAUCUUCGGUCUCUGCACAUUCGCAUUCCCCGAGUCGCCACGAUGGUUGCUCACCAAGGGCCGUGAGGCUGAAGCCCGGAGGUCUUUCGCCACUUACUAUGGCAAAGCCGUCGAUGAUCCAAUCAUCAGUUAUCAGGUGCAACAGACAAGUUCGCACAUCGAAGCUGAACUGGCCGCCAUGAAGACUGCAAGCGGCCUCGAGCUGCUCCGUGGAGUCAACCUGAGACGGACAUUCGCCGCCUUGAUCGUCGUCUUGGGAAUCGCCCUGACAGGCAUCAGAUUCAUCACGACCUAUGCCGUGAUCUUCCUCGCGGGUGUCGGUGUCGGAAGCCCGUACCUCGUCACGGUCAUCAUGGCUUCCUGCGUAUGUGUGGGAGUCAUUGGUACUCCAGCCCUGAUGGAAUACCUGGGUCGCCGAUUCGGUCUCCUGGCAGGCUACAGCACGCUGGGGAUAUUCAUGCUGCUCAUCGCCGCGGUCGGUACUGGUCUAGGACCGCAAAGUCGUGUGGCCCAGCUGGUUCUCGUCGUUUUCCUCUGUCUCUGGAACUUUGUCUAUGGCUUAUGUCUCAGCGCCAGCCUCGCCACGAUUUCCGCCGAGCAGCACAGUGUGCGUCUGAGAACCAACGGACAGGCAUUUACGAUUGUUGUUUACGAGGUCUUCGCCUUUGGUUUGUCAUUUGCUGUUCCAUACAUGAUCAGCGCCAACUAUGGUAAUAUGGGAUUGAAUAUCGGAUAUUUCUUUGCCGGGAUAUCGCUCAUCAUCUGGCUCGGGUGCUUUUUCUUUGUCCCAGAGACUGGACGACUGACAUUGGAGCAAAUUGAUGAUAUGUACGCAAGUGGUAAGCCGGCGUGGAAAACAUCACUGAAGGAGAACAAGAGAAUCGCUGCAAUGUCGGCUGGUAUCUGA
Messenger RNA from Exophiala bonariae, 1596 nucleotides. RefSeq lists its product as uncharacterized. The record is from RefSeq and is a predicted model, not a curated record. The transcript has 3 exons. Bases 1 to 1596 code for a protein of 531 amino acids. Gene Ontology annotation, cellular component: membrane. Gene Ontology annotation, molecular function: carbohydrate:proton symporter activity. Gene Ontology annotation, biological process: carbohydrate transport; transmembrane transport. Lineage: Eukaryota; Fungi; Ascomycota; Eurotiomycetes; Chaetothyriales; Herpotrichiellaceae.